This is a messenger RNA of Parnassius mnemosyne (clouded apollo), 2112 nucleotides long. Lineage: Eukaryota; Metazoa; Arthropoda; Insecta; Lepidoptera; Papilionidae. The record is from the annotation of a GenBank genome assembly.
AUGAUUGGUAACGCGCUGGGGCUGGCGCCUUUAGCGCUUCUUAUCCUGCAGGCAUCGUCCGUGCUAAGUCGAAUCGCAUUUGAAAAGUUGACCGAUGUUGAUUUCGCUGGCACCGCGUAUUAUACAGUACGUAACCUAUCAUUGUACGAGUGCCAAGGCUGGUGUCGCGAAGAAAACGACUGUCAAGCAGCUGCUUUCAGUUUCGUGCUCAACCCACUGACGCCGGUUCAAGAAACCCGUUGUUUGCUUCAGAAUGAUACACAAGCGAACAAUCCCAUGGCAACUCCACAGCGUGCGGUAAAUACAUACUACAUGGUGAAACUGCAAGUUCGGACCGAGAGCGUUUGUCUUCGCCCGUGGGCCUUCGAGCGAGUACCUGGCAAGGCGCUCCGGGGUCUGGACAAUACUAUAAUCUACACCUCCACGAAAGAGGCCUGCCUCGCUGCCUGUCUCAAUGAGAAACGUUUCCCGUGCCGUUCAGCGGAAUACGAAUAUGGCAGCAUGCGAUGUGCUCUAAGCGACUCCGACCGACGCACUGCGCAGCAUUUCGUUCAGCUGGUUGAUACCCCCGGCACCGACUACUUCGAAAACUUGUGCCUAAAGGCAUCGCAAGCGUGCAAGGGUUCGCGAGUCUUUAGUGUCCCUCGCGUGGGAGUGGCUGAAGACAAAGUUGCUCAAUACGCGGGUCUACACUAUUACACCGACAAGGAAUUACAGGUGACUUCGGAAGCUGCCUGCCGGCUUGCCUGCGAGAUCGAGUCUGAGUUCCUAUGUCGUUCAUUCCUAUAUCUUGGAGCACCUCACUCGUCUGCCUACAACUGUAGACUCUACCACCUCGACCACCACACGCUACCCGACGGUCCAUCUGCCUAUCUAAAUGCAGAGAGACCUCUCAUUGACGACGGCGAACCUAUUGGAAAGUACUUCGAGAAUUACUGCGAGAAGCCACCUGCGAAUCCAUCGGGUGAAUUGCCAGUUUCUAUUGACCAUCAACACGAUGAAUCCAAUGCUCCAAGUAACCUCACAAGGAACGACGCUAAUUGCGAUAAGACAGGCACAUGCUAUGAUGUUUCCGUUCACUGUAAGGACACUAGAAUUGCUGUACAAGUCCGAACGAACAAGCCUUUUAACGGUCGUAUCUACGCAUUGGGUCGCUCGGAAACUUGCAACAUUGACGUUGUGAACAGCGAUCUUUUCCGUCUCGAUCUUACUAUGGCCGGUCAAGAUUGUAACACUCAGAGUGUGACUGGUGUCUAUUCGAACACUGUCGUUCUUCAACACCACAGCGUCGUGAUGACUAAAGCUGACAAGAUCUACAAAGUGAAAUGUACCUACGACAUGAGCUCUAAGAACAUAACGUUCGGAAUGGUGCCAAUCAGAGACCCCGAGAUGAUAUCGAUUACUGCCGCACCCGAAGCUCCGCCACCACGCAUCCGCAUCUUGGACAGCCGCCAGCGCGAGGUCGAAACUGUGCGCAUCGGAGACCGUCUUACCUUCCGCAUCGAAAUUCCAGAUGACACUCCUUACGGUAUCUUCGCGCGAAGCUGUGUUGCGAUGGCAAAGGACUCUAAGAGCACAUUCAUGAUCAUUGAUGAUGAAGGAUGUCCAGUGGACCCAUCAAUAUUUCCUGCUUUUACUCCAGACGGCAAUGCUCUGCAAUCCAUAUACGAAGCGUUCAGAUUUACUGAAUCCUAUGGUGUUAUAUUCCAAUGCAAUGUCAAAUACUGCCUUGGGCCUUGCGAACCGGCUAUGUGCGAAUGGGGUAGAGAAACCUUGGAAUCAUGGGGCAGGAAGAAGCGUUCUCUGCCCUCUAACGAGACCGGUGAAUCUCGGAACCAGGAAGAAAAUAUGAACAUCUCUCAAGAAAUCCUCGUUUUAGACUUUGGCGAUGACAGACAAAGCACAGACUUCCUCCGCUCUGAUAAGCCAGGUGGAACGGCUUCGGAGACUAAUUUCGGCGAGAGAACUGUUACAAUCGUAGAGCCGUGUCCAAGCAAGAUGUCAGUGUUACUCCUGGGAGUGGCGUGCGCGCUCCUUGUGCUGCUCUACAUUGCGACCAUCUUUUGUUAUUACAUGCGCAAAUGGCUGUCGCCACCUAAGCACAUGUCGUAA